This is a messenger RNA of Zingiber officinale, 3630 nucleotides long. RefSeq names its product pseudo histidine-containing phosphotransfer protein 2-like. Lineage: Eukaryota; Viridiplantae; Streptophyta; Magnoliopsida; Zingiberales; Zingiberaceae. Bases 3003 to 3425 code for a protein of 140 amino acids. Gene Ontology annotation, biological process: cytokinin-activated signaling pathway; phosphorelay signal transduction system; phosphorylation. The transcript is spliced from 6 exons. Gene Ontology annotation, cellular component: nucleus; cytoplasm. The record is from RefSeq and is a predicted model, not a curated record. Gene Ontology annotation, molecular function: protein histidine kinase binding; histidine phosphotransfer kinase activity.
UUCCGCAACCGGCCCUCUCUCCAUAUGCAACCAGUUAACAUUUUGCUGCUGCACAAAGAUUCGAUUCCGCUACCGUCCCUCUUUCCAUAUGUCCAUUCUCGUUCCUUUAAUUUAGCCAAUAAUCCUACUGUCUUUGUUGAAGAUUCUUAUGGUCGAUACCAUGUCAGGAAUACACUUUUGUGCUGAGUAAGAAUUUGAGUUGCUUCAUGAUCUAAUGCAACGGUACUUUUUUUUUUUAAAAAAAAACUGUAGUGUCUUUCGAUUUCCCUUCUUUAUGGUAGGAACCAACGGAUCACAUGCAAAUUUUUGACAAUGGGCUCUCACGCUGCUCUGUGUCGUUCGGGUGGGUUUUUUUCUACCAGAAGAGCCGAAUGCCACGCCUUGGUUGGUGGAACCAUCUUUUUGUUCUCAUUAUUUGUGAUAAAGAUAAGGUGCAGUUUGUUUGAUUGUUUUUGCGGUGGUCCUUGAGGAAAUAAAGAGAAAAGGAAAUGAAUUUGUCCACUUUCAUUUUAGGUUCAAUAGGAUUUUCUAAAAUGUAUGUAACUAAACGUAACAAGUUCUAACUACUUUGGCAAUCAAGACUAAACAAUAAAAAAGAACAUGUGUGGACAGAGAAUUGAGCUCUAUCCUAUGUCCUCACGGUUCUCAACUUUUCCCAAAACCCGCAAAAUGAAAAAUAUUAUCACUAAUGUUCAACAUAACUGGAAAUGAGAACUUACACAUAAAGUGAAAUAAGUUAAUAACAUUUAAAAGUGCGGCUUAUACAACUUUCAUAAAUAACCUCGAUGAUAGAUCUUUACAUUCUAUUUUUCAAUAGGCACUACAUCCCAAUUGUUUUAAAUUGCUGGUAUUGCCAACUCUAACUAUUGUAUGCAGUGCAACAUAGUUAUUUCCUUCAGUAAUUUUCAACUGCGUUUUAUGAUUUCUGGAUUGAUUGCCAGUGAAACAUUUUACAUCAAAGAUUCAUAUGCUAAUAUAUUUGAUGACGUCUUUGACUUCCUCUUUUAUUCAGUUUGUUGGUAUGUGCUUAAGUGGAGUAGAGCAAAAUUAUACCUUGCGAGGAAGAUGCAAGAUCUGUCACUUCAUUCUACUUUGAGUGAUGCUCAAUGGAUAUGCGUCCACUAAAAGAACCAAUAACAUCUUGAGAUUCUCUUGGAUAGCCGAAGCAGUAAAGUCUGUCCCAAUGAUUGAUUUAUCACAUAUUUAUUGAUAAGGAUGAUUUCUGUGACACACAUGUAUCCUGGCUGAUUCAUAGGUUUGUUCAGCUACUGGUUGAACAUGGACUAGAUUUGCUUCAAAAGUAGAUACAGGCCUUUGAUUCCUGUUAAAUAAAGUUGGAGUUGAUACAGGAUAAGUUCAUUACAGUCAGCACUGUGUCUAUCUGGAAUAUUAUCUGCCUAGCUAAGACCUAGUCAUAAUUGUUAUCAUCUUUUGUUCAUGCGAAAAAUAUCUUGCAGACAUUCAAUUGGAUUUUCUGCUAGAAUUUGGCGAAUUAUGACUUUUCCUCAUCAACUAUUAGAAAAAAUAUAUGCAAACUGAAGGAAAUAAAAAAAUGUCCAUCUUCUACAUAGUCUGAUCUUAGGUAGUCAAAUGAUCAAUAUUGAUGGUAUUCUUAUGCAAACAUGUCAACAGAGCAUAUAUAAUGGAAUUUUUAUAUGGCUUAUUUCAUUGUUGGCAUUUUCACUCAGUUUUCACUUUUGUAGAAUUAUACAAGAUGAAAAGGCUUCAUACAUGAUGCAAUGUAUUAUUUGUUUUUGACAAUGAAUCCAGAUAAGACAAGCUUACCAAGCAUUUAACUAGAAUAUCUAGUAUGUUACAGAUAAAAUACAAUCUGCACAAAAAUUGCUAGUCUUCCUAUUGUUGCAUUUUUAAUUUUAAACUUCUAUUUAAAAAAAAAAAAAUCAUAACUAGAGUUCAAAUGUUUCCACUUUUUAUCUUUGGCAAAAUCUACGAUCCAUAGUUUUGGCAUUUAUCAACUAAAAAAAAACUAGUGAUGUGUUUAUGAACACAAGGAUAUUUCCUUUGUGAUUUACUGUAUUGUCCUGAUGCAGCAUUUUGUAUAUUCGAUAUUGUGAUGCGAAUAUUCUUGAAAGUUUGUAGAUCGCUUGGUUCUUUGUCUCAUAUAUAUCUGUUUGAUUCCGUAUUAGCUUAUCCCAUUCAAUUUUAUAUUUUGAGGAGAAUGAACAUGACGUACGAUAAUGAAUGUGAUGUAGAAUGAACACGAACUAAGCCUCACAGAGUAUUGAAAGUAGAAAAUUUUUAUUAAUUGAAAGCUACAUAGAGACUAUGUGUUUUAUUGCCUCAAUCCUAAUGAAAACUAGGAAUUCAGGAGAUACAUUUAUCCAUAUUAAUUAACUAUCCAAAAUAAAAGGUAACAAAUCAAGAUAGACUAAUUACUAAACAACUAGAUCUAUUACCAAUCAACUCAAAUCUGAAUUCUAUAUCAAACAUUCUCAAAUUUGAUUACUUUUUUGCAUCAUUAAUGAGCUGAUGAUGUAAUUGGAGAACAUUUUGGUAAUAAUUCCAAAUAGAGAAAAAGAAUUAAAUUGGAGAAUAUUUGAAUUUUGAAUUCCAAGUUGAGUUGUUUGGUAAUAGUUCUAGUUGUUUGUUAAUUAGUCUAUUUUGACUUGUUAUCCUUCACUUUGGUAGUCAAUUAGUGAGAAUAAUUGUAUUUUUCAAUUUACUUAUUUCUUUACUAGUUUUUAUUAGGAUCAAGUAUAUAAAAGUCCUAAUCUCCUACGUUAACCUCUGAUACUUGGAUUUCUUCAUCUACCUUUUUUCAUGUCAAAUACCAACACUCGAACAUUCUUAGUGAACUUUCGAUAUUUAUAUUGAUUACAUGUAAACAUGUUUAGAAAACUGUGUCUAGCACUUGGAUUCACAUGGUACAAUUCUGAAUAACACAGGAACAAACAGUGGAGAGGAAUUUCAUCUAAAUGAAAUAACUCAAGAUGUGUUCGGGACUGUAGCAGUUGCAUUAUUACCUCCUAUUUAUAGAGACAAUGAUCUGGGCAUAUAACUGGUUUCAGGGGUUCCUAGAUGAACAAUUUUUUCAGAUAGAAGAGCUGCAAGAUGAUGUUAGCCCUAAUUUUGUGGAGGAGGUUGUAACCUUGUUCUUCAAGGACUCAUUGAGACUAAUGGGCAACAUUGAUCAUGCCCUAGAGAAGUUUCCUCAAGAUUUUGAUCGGCUGGACUCACUAAUACACCAACUAAAGGGUAGUGCUUCCAGCAUCGGUGCUGCAAAGAUGAAGAAUGAAUGCACUGUUUUCAGAGAUUUCUGUGACAAAGAAAAUCAAGAAGGAUGCAUAAGAUCAUUCCAAAAGGUUAAGAAGGAGCAUGCAUGCUUGAGACAGAAGCUGGAGAAUUAUUUCCAGUUGCUCAGGCAAGUCGGUCCAGUUGCAAAAGCUACUCGAUCUGGCAAUUAGGAAGAAGGGAGGAUCCUGCAUCGAUACAUAUGCAGCACUGCGAGCUUGAUAAGCUUAAAGUUUAGUAGUGUAAUGCUUACUAGCUAAAUGGCGUGCAUGUCGAUGAUUAAGCAAUGCUAUUGUAGGAGAUGUAUUGACAUGUAAAAUUGUAUCUUUAUUAUGAAAGAUUUAGUGUUCUGAAAGCCCAACAGGAUUGCAGAUUCAA